UUAGCUGAUAAUGAAAUUUAAUUUUUAUUGAACUAGGUAUAAGUAAUAAUUGUUCCCCGAAACCGAAAUUAAUAACUUUUAAUAGUUGUAAAAUCCUAAUUAAUUAAUCGACUAAAGUCUAAAAACAUAUUUUCGGAGAACGAAUCCGAAUUCUUAUUCAAUAAUAAACAGAAAAAAAAAUAGUAGCAUAACAAGGACAAGUUGUAAGUUGAUGUGAUUUCUGAUGUUAUUGUGUGAUAAAACAUAUUUGGAGUUACAAAUAAACAUAAUAAUUAUCAGCUACAAACGAAAAAUAAACGUUUAUUUAUAUUAAAAGUACUAGUUGAAGUGACAACAAAAUAUGACAUUUCCGACGUAGUUCAGCUAUUUACGAUAAACUUUUGACGAUUAAAAUAGUGGUUCCCGUGAAACUUACAUUUGAGAGGAAGAAGAUAAUGUAAUUUUGUUUGUUUAUCAACGGUUUUUAAAUUAGAUACAUCGCAAUAAUGUCUUUCUUUAAAAAUGUUGCAUCUGGAUUCACAGUCCGAAGUCGAGAUUCAAUGCUAAAAGAAGCGCUUAUAAACAAUUUGUCAGAAAGUGUGAAAGAUAUUCAAUACAGCAAUCAAUUCGAAGAGAAUUUCCACAGCGUUCUGGGUUCUACUGACUCUACGAACACAUUAUGUAUGGCGCUAGAGGCAGUUUUUCUACACGGCUUGAAGGAUACAUUUCUGAGAAAAGCUAAGAAUGCUUUAACGGGUGAGUCCGACCAGCAGCCGCAGCCAAACUUUUGGCCUCUUAUCCUUGUCUUGUCUCACCGUCAAAACAUAGACCAAAUAUCUUCAUUGCCUCAAAUCAAUACAGAAAUAGGUCAAUGUCGUGCAUGGCUGCGAAUUGCUUUAAAUGAGUGCCUAUUGUCCUCAUAUAUGUCAACUCUCCUCAAGAAUAUAUCUGCUGUGAAGCCUUUCUAUAAUAGAUCAGCAUUUGUAUGUGAUUCUGAAAUAUUAGAAGUGGCUCAAAAACUUGUUGAAGGCCUGGAAACAUGUGUCCAAUUUAACUUACCCAUAAAUUCUAGUCUGCUUAAUUACUGGCCUGAACAAGUCUUGAUGUUAGCUGGCAUAUGGGUGCCAAAAUUAAGACAAGCUCCUAUCAGUGCAGCUUUAGAUGUAGCCAGUACCAUAACAGAUGAGGAAAUCAAGCCCAAGAUAGUGUCAACACCCACACAUACUUCCAGCAUCACAGGACUUGGCCGCAUGCUAGCUUUGAAUGAAGAUGAAGCUUUGGAUUUUAUUCUAUCUAAAGAUAUUAAAGAUAUCACUAGUCGAAGCUAUGAACCUGAAGAAAAAGAAGAUUUACCAAUACCAAAAACACAAGAAGAAGCUAAAAAUGAAUCUGAUAAGUCUAAAAAUAAAGUAACACCAGUUGAAAUAGAACAGCCUUCCACCAGCCACAACCCAGUAGAUGGUACUUGUGUGUCACCUUCAUCUGUUAACUCUGAGGACUUUGUUGCUCCUACAGAUAUAGUUGUUACUGGAAAUUCACUGUGUGGUAAGGGUUGGUCUACUGACAACAAUGAUGAGAUGAAUGCCUCAAUCAAUUCCAAUUCAUCUCAUGGCAGCAGUAUGAUAAAAACACCGGAACUUAAGAGUUUGUCAUCAUUAGUGGAUAAUUCAAAUCCUUUUGGAGAAACUUGUACAACUACUCCCAACUUAAGGGAUAUUAUGAAAGAUAUUCACAAAGAACUUAAGUUAAGCUCAGAAGAUACAGAUAUUUGUGAUUUGAAUGUGGAAACAGUCAGUCCUGAAGAUCCAAUGUUACAAGGUCUGGAUUUUGAAGUAGUUCCCAAUACCAUGUCCUCAUCAUUUACUGUCCAAGAGUUGCAGAAGAUGAUAUCACAGAUAGGUACUUUGUCAAGAGAGCAAGGACUUGAUCAUCAAAACUAUCAGUGUAAGGGAUGCCAGGACUUGCUGGGCAGCACCAUCUCUAAAGCAAAAGUAUGUGCUUAUACUGGAGAGUACUACUGUUGUAACUGCAUGGACCCCAAUGUGUUCAUUAUUCCAGCAAGAGUCAUACACAACUGGGAUUUCAAAAGAUACCCAGUCUCUAGGAAGUCUGCUCUCUUUUUGUUAGAAUUUCAACAUCACCCUUGGAUAGAUAUGAAAAAACUGAACCCAAAAAUUUAUAAUGGAGUAUCCGAUAUGGCUCACUUGCAGGAACUGAGGAUUCAACUAAAUUUCUUGAGAGCAUACAUAUUUAACUGUAGAGAGCCUGUCAUUGAAGAGUUACAAAAACGUGUGUGGCCUAGAGAGUAUUUGUAUGAGCAUCUACAUUUGUACACUAUAUCAGACCUGGCUCUCAUACCUAAUGGUUCCUUAGCACUGCAGUUGGAGAAGGUGGUAGGUUUUGCUAGAACUCAUGUAUUGGAAUGUUGGUUAUGUAGCCAAAAAGGCUUUAUUUGCGAAGUAUGUCGCGACCCUAAAAUACUUUAUCCUUUUGAAACAAGCACAACCUAUCGCUGCGAUGAGUGCUCGAGCGUGUUUCAUGCUAAAUGUCUUAAUGCCAGCAUACCUUGUCCCAAAUGUAAAAGAAGGCAGAAUCGUACAAAUGAGGCAUCAUUGAUACAGGCUGUACAGGCUCAAUUCAUUAAAUAACAGUUUCCUGCUAUAUUUUAAAUAUUAUAUUCUGUACAAAAUUUGCAUUUUAUUUGAUUUACAUUUGGAUUAUUGUAUACUUAUUAACUGAUAUCCAUAAUACUUAUACCAUAUUGUAAGUCUUAAUACAGGACAGGAUUAAAUUACAACAGAUGUACAAACACAGAAAGAGAAACUCUCAAAUAAUAUAUUUGAGUACAUGCCUAUACCAUAACCAAAUAUAAUAAUUAUAAUAAAUAGUUUUAAGGUCA
This is a messenger RNA of Spodoptera litura, 2878 nucleotides long. Its product is annotated as Pleckstrin homology and RUN domain containing M1. Lineage: Eukaryota; Metazoa; Arthropoda; Insecta; Lepidoptera; Noctuidae. The record is from RefSeq and is a predicted model, not a curated record.